This is a messenger RNA of Salmo salar (Atlantic salmon), 1774 nucleotides long. Its product is annotated as conserved oligomeric Golgi complex subunit 8. The record is from RefSeq and is a predicted model, not a curated record. NCBI's taxonomy places the organism in Eukaryota, Metazoa, Chordata, Actinopteri, Salmoniformes, Salmonidae. Gene Ontology annotation, biological process: intra-Golgi vesicle-mediated transport. Gene Ontology annotation, cellular component: COG complex.
GGAAUCGUCCACGAAGUGCGUCAGUCAGCUCAGCUCAUGCUGAACCAGCUGUUGCAGCAGCUACGUAGCAACUCCCAACUUCCUGUGUGCCUGCGUGUGAUUGGCUACCUGCGCAGGAUCGACGUGUUCACGGAGGCGGAGCAACGGGUCAAGUUCCUGCAGGCGCGGGGCAGCUGGCAACGGGUCAAGUUCCUGCAGGCGCGGGGCAGCUGGCUCCGUUCCAUCCUGUCCACGGUCCCCGAUGAUGACCCUUACUGCCACAUCACCAAGACCAUCGAGGCCUGUCGCGUACACGUUUGACAUCAUCACCCAGUACAGAGCCAUCUUCUCUGACGAGGACCCCCUGCUGUCUCCCGGUGGUCAGGACCAGGUGGUGAACGAAGGGGCCAUCUUCCACGGCUGGGUGGUGCAGCAGGUAUCCGAGUUCCUGGUGACUCUGGACCGAGACCUCCAGAGGGGGGUGGGCGGCCGCCUGGACUCCCUGCUGGGACAGUGCAUGUACUUCGGCCAGCUGGCUCCGAUGUUUCAGCGUGUGGCGGCCGAUACCUUCCAUAAAGCUGUAGAGGAAGCCAUAGAGAGGUUCCAGGAGGACAUGAACCUGUAUACUCUGAUCUCUCUCCCCUCUAUGCUGGGUGGGGGCUCCAUGCCAGGUACCCUCCAGACCACCAGUACCCAGCCAUGUACCCUCCAGCCCCCUAUGGCUCUGCUGGAUUUCCCCCCUCUGGCCUGCUUCCUCAACAACAUCCUGACGGCCUUCAACGACCUCAGGCUCUGUUGUCCCCUCGGUCUGGCCCAGCAGGUGACCAAGUACCUGGAGGACGCCCUGGUAAAGGUCACCAAGUUGAUCGUGGCGUUCCACCGGGCUGAAGAGACGGCCUUCAGCGACCGAGAGAAGGAGCUGUUUGUCCAAUUCUGCUGUUCCUUCGCCGAGGACAUGGUGCCUUUCCUCAACCGCUGUCUACAUGUCCUGUUCCCUCCAGCACAGCUCUCUGUCAUACUGGGUGUCCCUCCGACUCAAAUCCAGAAGUACAGCAGUCUGGGUUGUAUUGAUGUGAGUGUAGUCCUGGAGUCUCUGGGGUUUGUUCUUCCCAAGAGGGAGACGGUGACUCCGAUGAUCGAAGACCUCAGUGUUGAACUGGACGGUCUCACCACAGCUGAUCCUCAACCGACACUUCCUGUUGACAACCCGGGACUUCCUGAACCAAUAACAGGCCCGGAACCUAUAGAGGAUGAUCCCAUGGUCUCAUCCACCAUAUCUACUGAGUUUGUGUCCGAGACAGGUCUGACCUCUGACCCUGAACUGGAAGCCAUUUUGAAUGACCCUAACCCUGUAUUGGACAACCCAGAGAGACCAAGGGCUGACAGCCACCGUGAAGUACAGGAAGACCCUGAGUUGGAGGCCAUAUUGAAUCCCCCAAAGCCUGUUCUGACCAGCCCAGAACAUAACCCAGUCCCAGAGGUAAACCCAGAAGGAGACAGUGAGCCAUCAGAGCCUGAGGUAAACCCGGAAGUAGCAGAGAGUUAACCCUCAGGAAUAUUGGCACGGUAGACUAACAAUAACCUGGAAUUAAUGGUUUGAAUCUGUUACUGUGCAUUUUGACGAGUUAAUUUUACAAUUUACCCUUUCAGGAAUGUUUCCAAUGCUUUAGCUUUUAUAUCGUGCCAUCUAAUCUGGGUUUGACAAUGUGGUAACUGAACUAUGUAAUAUUAUUAAAAUAGUUUAUUUUUCGGCUGUAAGAUGGAUCGUCGUUAUUAAAAUAUAUCCAAAACAGAA